Condylostylus longicornis is the source of this 3189-nucleotide messenger RNA. RefSeq lists its product as uncharacterized. Lineage: Eukaryota; Metazoa; Arthropoda; Insecta; Diptera; Dolichopodidae. Bases 459 to 3065 code for a protein of 868 amino acids. The record is from RefSeq and is a predicted model, not a curated record. The transcript is spliced from 3 exons.
CACCACAUUUAAUUUCUGCUUGUUUUUCCCCCCUCUUCAUUUUCUAAUAAACUUGAUAACCAAUUCAUUUUAGUUGUAUUUUUUAUUCCCAUAUAUGCGAAAAACAUAAAAUAAAAAUGCUUUGAAAAUUCGUGUGAAACAAUUGAUUUGACGCCCUUUUGCUAAAAUUACAUUGCAAUCCGCCAUAGUUUUCUUUUAUAAGUGUGUUAGUGUGUGUUCAAUUUUAAAUCUAUUUUUUGUGAUUUCCAACAACAAAAAAAUCAAAUAAAACAAAAAAUAAUGAAACGUAUUUUUUUUAAGAAAAAAAAACAAAGAAACAAAUAUAAACUGUAAAUUGCUACAGAUUUUCUUGGAUUCAAACAUUUUGAAAAAAAAAAACAAGAAUUGGCAAACAAAAAAAACCUCACGUGUGUGCAUGUGAAAAAAUUUUGGAAUUUCCAUACAUAAAAAUUUCAACAAUGCAAAAUGAAAUUUUUUCAGAUGUUGUGAUUAAUCCAACUGUAACUCCCCUAAAAUCAAAUAAAACGACUACAAUCCCGAAAAAUCAAGUACAUUCCAAAAUCGAUAUUAAUACGAACCGAAAUAAUACUCGAGAUACAACAAUUCAUUUAAAGAAAAAUGAAAAAAAUUGUGAUGUAUUGUUAACUAACAAGUUGUUUGGACAAAAUUUUGAAAAUUUAACAAAAGAUUUUAAUUAUUCUAGGGCCGGUAACCAAAAUCAAUUAGUAACUAAGAAUAAAUUCAAAAGAACUGAUGAAUUUUCUGAUAGAAAAUCUGAAAACAACAACAACAACAGUGAAUCAUCAUCAGAAAAUUUAGAAAAUGAAAAACAAAUUGAAUUGAUGCAAGGUGAAAAAAACGAUAUUGAAAAUAAAAAUAUUUCUCUUUCUUCUAUCAGUAAACCUUAUCCCUCUUUGAAUAACAAUAUAAAAAAUGACGAUGAACUUAAAACAGAUGAAUUAAGUGAAAUUGAUAUUGAGAGAAAUCAAUUGCAAUCUUCAGUUAAAAAUACUUCAAAAGAUUUAAAUUUGCACUCUGAUUAUAUUGUAAAAGGAAAUCAAAAAAACGAUAAUAAUAAUACUUUGGAACAAAAAGAUUUAAUAUUAUCAAAGGGAAAUUUAUCAUUACAAAAGAAUAUCCGAGAUGUAUCAUUACAAUGGUGUAUACGAAAAAAAUGGCCUCAUCCAUUUGAAUUGAAUGAAUGUGGCAACAAUGACCUGAUAAAAACAGAAAUAAAUGAAAAUAAUAAUGAUAUUUCAAUUGAAAAUAGUUCAAUAACUGGAGCAAUAGCAUUAAAUGAAAAUAAAAUAAAUAAAAAUCAGAAUGAAAAUAUUGAAAAUUCUUUUGAAAAAAUUAUAUUGAAAUCACCAUCAACAUUUCUUUCAAAACAAAAAAAUUCUACAAUACAAAGAAUCAAAGAAUCGCCUCUUUUCAAAAGUAAAAAUAAUCAUUAUAAUGAAAAAAAUAAUAUAAAUGAUGAAAAAAUACAAAAUUAUAACCCCUAUGGUGAUAUAAAAUUUCAAGAGGAAGGCCAACCACAGUGUAAAACAAAUUCAAUUAUAUGUUUUCCACCAAUUACAACAACAACAACAACAAAAUCUAAAAAUUCAUCAGCUAUUUGUGAUUCUGAUUCAACGGCAUUACAAAAAUUCUCAAACUCUUCUAAAACAAAUUCAACAUUAUUGUUUUUACCACAGUUAUCGAAAAAAGCAUCAUCGUCGUCUGAAAUUUUUUUAAGUAACAAUAAUAUAGAAAACGAUACUGAUGACACCAAUUGCUCUAUUGUUAAUGUCAGCAGGAAUUUUUUUGAAAAACAAAAAAUAUUUUCACCGUCAGAAAAUGAAAUCAUAAAAGAAACAACAACAACAGCACCAAGUAAAAUAAUAAAUGAAAAUAUAUUUACUACUAACAAAUCAGAAAUACCAUCAUCCCCACUACUACAACAAUCAUCUAUACAAAAACCUUCAACAUCCUUAAUAUCAGCACUAUCUUUAAAAGCAAAUUCUUUUGAGAUAAAUAAAAGAAAUGAAGAAGAAGAAGAAGAGGAAGAUAAAUGUAUAUCUGGAAAUAUAAAUGUUUUGGAUUGGGAUGAUGUCAACGUAGUUGAUAAAGAUAAAAAAAAUUCAGAAUUUAUAAAAUACCCGUUAAAUGAAAAUGAGAACAUUUUUAGAGAUAUAACGAACGUUACUACUACUACUUCUACUUUUACUACUUCUACUGUUAAUGCCACAGCCCCCUAUUGUGAAAGGAAUAAAAAAUUUUUAUUUAAGAAAAAACAUAAUCAAAGAUUUAAAAAUUCUCAGCAAGACUCUAAUAGUAAAAGUCUACCAAAUUUAGAAAAUAUUAACAGAUAUAAUAAAUUUCACUCCUUUAAUAAUAUCAACAACAGUUUAUCCAGUUUAUUAAAAACUCAAAAUCAAUAUAAUAAUAAUCAUUACCCAGUAGAUAAUUGUCGACAAUCAGGCGACAAAAUUGAAAUAAUUACAAAUUCUGAAUCAAUUGUUCAAAUAAGAAAUUCACCAAUAUCAUCAUCAUCACCAAUAACAACAACAGUAACAACAAUAUCAUCAGAACCAUUACCAUAUUAUAAUAACUCUUAUACAUUAAAUAAUUCUAAUAAAACUUUAUCGUCAAUACAACUAAAUGAAACACCUUCCCCAUAUUAUUUAUAUAAUCAUCAUCAAUUUCAUGACACAUCAUCAACAGUAAAAUCACAAGCACAAAUAAACACAUCAUCAUCAUCAUCAGCAACAUCAAUAUCAAUAUCAUCGUUAUCAUUAGCACAUCGACUAGAACGUUUUAAUAAAAUAAGAAAAAAUUUAGUAGCAUCGGCAACAACACAACAACACCAACAACAACAACAACAGAGUAAUAAUAAUGAAAAAAAUUUUUUCAUAUCAGAUAAGAAUAAUAUUAAAAAAUUAACAAAUAACAGUAUAGAAAAAAACAUUGAAUGUGAUGGUAAUAAACUCGAUGAUAAGAGUAAAAAAAUUGAACAAAAUAAUCAAAAAGAAAAUAGUAGCAAUGAUUGUAUAAUAAAUAAAAAAACUGAAAUAAAUAAGUGAAAAUAAAUUAAUUCGUCGCCGGAGAGUAAUAAUUAGAAAUCAUAACGGAACAAAUUCAAAAAAUGAUAAAAUAAAUUUAGAAACAACAACAAUAACAAAAGAAUUAACAAAUAAUAAUAGCAAC